This is a messenger RNA of Apiotrichum porosum, 1551 nucleotides long. RefSeq lists its product as uncharacterized. The record is from RefSeq and is a predicted model, not a curated record. The transcript is spliced from 2 exons. NCBI's taxonomy places the organism in Eukaryota, Fungi, Basidiomycota, Tremellomycetes, Trichosporonales, Trichosporonaceae. Bases 1 to 1551 code for a protein of 516 amino acids.
AUGCCUCCCUUUACUGUCAACCUGGCGCACAGAGCCCAGAAACAGCGACCUUCCCUCCUCACCGACGGCAACCACACGACCUUAAACACCUACACCCGCUCCAACGAUGGGCCCACUCACCUCGGCUUUGAUGACCCCGGCCACAUCCGCCUCAAAGACUCGCCAGACGUCAAGGGUCCUCUCCACGGCCACUCGCCACUCGCGGAUGCGCGCCCCGAUCCUGGCAACGUCACGAUCGACACCCCAGUUGAGAGCUCCUCCACCUCCCGCUCGUGCAACCGCGAGCUCGAUUCUUCUCCCAGCCACCACCGUUCCUCCAUCCGCGGCGACUCGUCCAAUGAAGCGGCCAAGCUCCCCACUGGACGCGAGGCCCAGCCGGCGUCGCAGCCGGUGAUGCCCCGCCACGAUGCUUCCGAGUUUGCUGCUCUGUCCAUCUCUGCUACGCCUGCCUCCCUCCGCAAGAGCUCGACAGACGUCCAGCCCCAGUCCAAGGUCACCGAAAUCGAGAAGCAAACCGACGUCGACCUCCAGCUGAAGGCUGCGCGUGAGGUGUUCCGUGCCCGCAACAAGGCCGUCGACGAGACGAAGCGCGCCACCACUCCCGCGAGCUCGGCUGGUGCUGUGGACCGCUCGCGUCCUGCAAACGAUACCAACCAACCCCGCUCGUACACGCAUAUCCGCCCCGGUACCAAGGUUACGGCACCUCCUUUUUCCUGGGAGCUCGGUGCACAGCCAGCAGCCGUGUCGGGGCCUACCCCGCCCCCUAGCAAGGCCACCGCUGCCACCGCGGCCUCACCUGCAAGCACGGUUGUCGCCACCGGCACCAACAAGCCCACGCCCAUCGUCUCGCCGAACGCGUCCGCGACCUCGGCAUCCCCACAUGUCACUGACGCUGCUCCACUCGUUACGGGGGACAAGAACGACUCUGGUGGCGCACCCAGUCGCCACGCGAGCCUCGGUGUUAUCAACGGCGAGGCCCUCGACCAAGUCUGCACGGCUCACAUGCUCACAGAGGUGCUGCGUGCUUUCCAGGGACAGAUUAGCACACUUGCCGCCCAGGUCGCCUCCCUCACCGACGAGCGCGACCAGUUCAAGUCCCAGGCAGACGAGCACAAGGUGGUCCUGGAGGUGGCCCGACUGAUGACUGUCAAGUCGGAAAAGGACGCGUUCCAAGUCGAGCGUGACCAGCUCGAGGCCCGCCUCGCGGCCAUGCAGAGCAAGCUAGACGCGGCCAACGAAGACAAGGUGCAUGCCAAGGAGGCGACGCUGCUGGCCCAGAGCGAGACCCUUCGCGAGGGACUCCGUUCCCAGGUGAUUGCGUUCAAGACCGACUUUGUCAGCGUCAAGACCCAGGUCCAGAAGAUGACGCCCCGCAUCGAGACGCUCGAGGCCCAGGACCGUACCCUCGCCAACAAGUACCGCCAGCUCCAGGAGAAGCACGCUGAGCUCCAGGAGCGGACGGACCGUCUCGAGAGGAGCAACCAGGAGCUCGAGGGCCGCCUCGCAAAGUUGGACAAGCUCAACGGAGUGCGUCCUUCCCACAACAAGUGA